AUGCAUGUCUUUGUGCUGUCAACGCUUCUGCUGGCCUCCUUGGCCGCCAGCCAGACCACACUGGAUGCCAGUGGCGCAGCCGUCGACAGACACAGAUCGGGAGACGCUCGCCGGAUCUACGAGGAGCAUCCCUACUACGGCGGCCUGCGGGGCCAACUCCUGCAGCUGCGUCCCCAGCGGGAUGGCAGUCUCGGGAGCUACAUCCUGCAGCGCCAGCAGCCGCAGCCACAGCUGAGGGCUGUUCCCCGCGAAGCGGAUGACACCAUCACCAUCUCGGCGGCCAGCAUCACGGCCACCGCCGAUGGCAGCGGCUCAAGCUCCUCCAGCAGCUCGAUCUCGGCCAGCGCCAGUGACUUUAACAGAAUCCAGCUGGCAGCCGCCCGUCUAGUGGCCAUUCAGGAGAUGGCCAAGCGGAAGGGAUCCUUCAGCGCAGAGGACAAUCAGAUCUAUGCCAGCAGUCUCCUAGAACUAGGACAGGCCGCCCAGAGCCUGGCUCUCCUGCAGCAGACGGGCCAGAUCAAGGACUUCAGUGUGCUCCUGCAGCCGGAGCUGUUUGCCAUCCCACAGAAGCAGCCAUCCAACUUUGGCCUGGAGGCCGGCAACAAUCCAGCAGACCAAAAGAUCGAUGAACAGAAGCUGGACGAGGUCACGGAGCAGCAGUUCUCGCCCGACGAUUUCCUGCCGCCCAACAGCGAGGAUCCCUACGAGGAUGUCAACGACAGUGUCUCCGUAAUGGCCCCCAAGAAGGAUGCGGCCGUGGCCGAGGCCAAGCCAGUGGGUCUAUCCAUUGCCGGCGAGGGUGGUGUGGCCUCCUCCAAGCCCAAUGCCGUGGCACUCUCCGGUCGGAAUGGCCUGGCUGUGGCCUCCCCCAAGGCCACUGCCAUUGCUGGCGUCUCACCCGAAGAGGCUGCUGCCUUCAGCAUCUCCCUGCCGACCCGCAACCAGCUGGUGAUCAAAACUCCCAACUCUGCCGCCGAAAAGGCCAGCGAUGACUACGACUACAAUGAUGGGCCUCUGACCGUCGCCCGUUUCCCCCUGACCCGGGAGACGCCGCUUGUUCCGGUUCGCAUCUCCGGCGCCGACUCGCUGGUGGACAAAUGGCGCACAGCCAUUGCCGAGGAUUACGCCGCCCGUCAGGCCCAGGCCCAGGCCCAGGUCUUGGCAGCCAUGGGCCAUGGCGCGUCCAAACCCAUCGUUCGCACGGCCCCCAAGCGUCGUCUGCACUACGAAUAG
Drosophila persimilis is the source of this 1233-nucleotide messenger RNA. RefSeq lists its product as uncharacterized. Lineage: Eukaryota; Metazoa; Arthropoda; Insecta; Diptera; Drosophilidae. The transcript is spliced from 4 exons. The record is from RefSeq and is a predicted model, not a curated record. The coding region runs from base 1 to 1233 and encodes 410 amino acids.